CAAGGCUGCUGUUGACAUAUUCUGAGUUUAUGUUGAAUUAAAUGUCGGAAUUUCACAAUUUCUGCUUGUGAAAAUAUCUGAAAAGAUUUUAUGAACUCCAAAAUAGUAAAGAUAGUCUUUUAACUGAAAUGGCUGCUUCACGUUCAAACAGCAUGGACCCAAAGCUGCACAUAGAAAUCGUUGGCUUGAUUAAAGAACCACAUUUUCAUGUUGCCAAGAGCAUCGUAGCAGAACUAAUAGAGACGUUUCCUCGUGAGUUUAUGGAGCCAAAAAUUCGCCCGCUACUUGAAUUUGACUGGCAUGCUUAUCUGUGCAACCAGAAGAGGGCGAUGCGUGGUGAAGUAUGGGAGUUCUCCAGCGGUGUCAUGUGCUUUCUGGAUGGGCAUUUCAUCGGGGAUGAGGGCGCUCUCGCCACUUGGGCCGAGAACCAGUGGGGAUUCACGUGUGUAGAGCCACAGGCACCCUGUGUGGACGAAUACUACCUGAAACACCUCCAGUCAACUGGGCAUAGGUUUGUCUUCAUGGACAUCGAGAUUGGAGGGGAGGCAGUAGGGAGGUUGUUGUUUGAGCUCUUCUCAGAUGUAUGCCCAAAGACAUCAUGGAACUUUGAGGCCCUCUGCACAGGAGAGCGAGGCCUUUCAACCAGCGGCUACCCACUCUGCUACAAGGGAACCCUGUUUCAUCGCGUGGUGCCCAAUGGCUGGGUGCAAGGCGGAGAUAUUUCCCCAGAAAGAAGAGGAAAUGGAGGGGAGUCCAUCUAUGGACCAACCUUUGAAGAUGAGAGCUUCGCUGUCUCCCAUACAAAGCGGGGAACUCUUGGAAUGGCCAAUAAGGGCCCCCACAGCAAUGGCUCCCAGUUUUACAUCACCCUGCAGGCCACACAUUGGAUGGACAGGACUUAUGUUCCUUUUGGUCAAGUGGUUGAGGGUGUGGACGUGCUCAAGAGAAUAGAAGAGAUCCCGACUGUCAAUCAAAGACCCAAGCAUGAAUGUACAGUGGUAAACUGUGGUGUAUUUAAGGUAUAGCUUCCGUUAUAUUAAAAAAAAUGAA
Molecule: messenger RNA, 1050 nt
Organism: Doryrhamphus excisus (bluestripe pipefish)
Lineage: Eukaryota; Metazoa; Chordata; Actinopteri; Syngnathiformes; Syngnathidae
Gene: ppil6
Product: peptidylprolyl isomerase (cyclophilin)-like 6
Biological process (GO): protein peptidyl-prolyl isomerization
Cellular component (GO): cytoplasm
Molecular function (GO): peptidyl-prolyl cis-trans isomerase activity
Source: RefSeq, a predicted model, not a curated record